AUGGGACUAGUCGAAGAUCGUUAUUGGGAGAAAUUGGUUGUGGAGCUUUGGCGUCGUGGCUGCAAGACCAUUUCGGAUCCGUCUCGGACAUCUGUGACCUGUAGGGGUGAUUUACGAUCCGCCAAUACCGAUGGUCGACUCUCCAGAGUAUCUGCCACCGAAAAUGGAGUUUCUACCUCUGCGGUCCGCAAUCCCUCUCGUUUUUCUCCUCCAUGGACGUAUCUGACGGAAACAUCCAAUUCCAAAAAGGCAUGGGAUUCCUUGGUGAAUGCCGUCUUGGCGGUAGAUCCCAACGUCAAGAUUGAAACUUUGACGGAGGACUAUUUGCAUGCUACUGUACCGACCCAAUCACCACCCGGUUUGUCAGGAGAAGGUGGAUUGGAUGAUUUGGAAUUUUUGUUGAGACCAGACGACAAUGUAGUGUUGUAUCGAUCCGCCAGCCGCACAUCCAUCUUUGUCUAUCCACUCACGCAGCCCGUCAGUGAUCAAAAUUCCAACUUGAAGCGAUUGCAAAAGAUUCGAACCCUUUUGGGAUGGGAAGAGCUGGGAUAUCGCCAGGAAGGAUCUAAGCGAAUAUGAAGGAAUUUACUAUUAAUAGCUAGUACUGUACCCUUCAAGUAAAAACUGCUAUGAUCAAAA
This is a messenger RNA of Seminavis robusta, 639 nucleotides long. The record is from the annotation of a GenBank genome assembly. NCBI's taxonomy places the organism in Eukaryota, Bacillariophyta, Bacillariophyceae, Naviculales, Naviculaceae.